CUCUGAGCGGUUCAGUGCUGUACCCGGCCCGGCCCUCCGCUCGUUGGGUUCCCGCUGAGUGAGCGCCUCUCUCCGGGCUGAGCUCUCUCCGCCUCCGCCCCCAGGUUACCCGCUCCAGCUACACCAAUGAACGCGGUCUGCUGUGGGUCCACAAAGGAGACAGAAGAAUACACACAGAUUUAACAGAACCGGUUCCUGAGGGGCAUGAGCGCCUUGUCGGCGGCCAGCGCUGUUCUGAUCUGGAGCCAGUGCUGGUGACAGGGACAUGGGCCUCUAUCUCAGGGCUUCCAGCACGCUCAACACAAGCGACGACCUGGUCCACAGCGCCACUGAAAGGGACGCGGGGUUCACCCUUCUUGCCAGGGCGGCACCACCACAGGCCCAGCACGCAGCAGAACAUUGGGUCCCAAGCUCCUGGUAGACGCUCCAAGUAGCCUUCUCUAAUGAGGAUGUCUGAUACUGUCAAUGUAAAGGAGACGAGCGAAACCAUGAGAGGUCUGGAGGUAGAGGAGAGCAACUCAACGCCUGGGGGCAACAGCCUCACCAAGUCCGAGAGCCGGGAGCAGAUAGAGCCUGAUGGGGAUGAGAACUGCUGUGAUGACAAGAGUGAAACACAGCGGCAAAUACCUGGACAAAGUGCAAAAAGGCCCAAGGAUGAAAUUCAGAUCAAGCUCUCCCAGUCGUUCGACAAAGAGGACGCUCCAGCCAGUAAAAACGAAGAUGACAAAGACAAAAGCGGUGACAAGUUGGAGAAAUUGGAGAAAAUGCCCCGUAAGAUGCUGUCAAGAGAUUCCAGUCAAGAAUACACUGACUCCACUGGCAUUGAUCUGCAUGAGUUCUUGGUAAACACGUUGAAAAACAACCCCAGGGACAGAAUGAUGCUGCUGAAGCUGGAACAGGACAUUCUGGACUUUAUCAGUAACAACGAGAGCCAGAGGAGAAAGUUUCCCCCCAUGACCUCCUACCACAGAAUGCUCCUGCACAGAGUAGCUGCCUACUUCGGCUUAGACCACAACGUCGACCAAACCGGGAAAUGUGUAAUCAUCAACAAAACUAGCAAUACAAGAAUACCAGAUCAGAAGUUUUCCGAACACAUCAAAGAUGACAAGACUGACGAUUUCCAGAAGCGAUACAUCUUAAAAAGGGACAACUCCAGCAUAGACAAAGAUGACAACAUGAUGCGAAUGAGGUUGAAAGAAGACAGGAGGAGUAAAUCAAUAGAAGAACGGGAAGAGGAGUAUCAGCGGGCAAGAGAGAGAAUAUUCGCUGAUGGCUUGGAUACUUUCCCUCUUGAUAAAAGGAUCCAGGAGGAUGAUGCUUGUAACAGCACACAGCAGAGGCGGCAGAUUUUUAGGUUGAAAGAUGGCCGAUCAGGGAAUAGCCGCCAAAGCAGUUCUGAGAACGAGCCCAAGUAUUCGGAGCCGCGGCCCUGGAGCAGCACUGACUCGGACAGCUCCAACCGCAACCUCAAACCUGCCAUGACCAAGGCCAGCAGCUUCAGCGGCAUAUCGGUGCUGAUCCGCGGGGACAGCUCCAGCAGCAGCAAGAGCGUGGGGCGCCUCUCUAAGACGGGUUCUGACUCUUCUAGUAGUGUAGGUUCAUCCACGGGCUCGCUCUCUCGCUCCCAGCCUCCCCCUCCUCCUGCCCCGGCCCUAACCCAGCCGGCCCACGCCGCGCCCUUGGCCUACCCUGCCGUCAGCACUAGUAGCAGUGUGUCCUAUGAGGGUGGCAGGAGCGGGCCACCGGCAACCACAGCUAACGCUAGCUACUAUUUGCUUCCCCUGGAAGCGGCGGGGAUACCGCCUGGAAGUAUCCUGGUCAACCCGCACACAGGUCAGCCUUUUGUGAACCCGGACGGCAGUGCUGUGGUCUACAACCCCACCGUCGCUCCUCAGGCUUCCAGGCCACAGCAGCCUUUACCACCACCUCCUCCACCUCCUCCACCUCCUGGCCCUCUCCAGCAUCAGUCCAACAAUCACGUCAUCCCUCAGCCCCUCUGGCCUGUCCAGCCCUCCGCUCAGCCUGUCCAGUACUCGACGGUGUCUUACCCACCACAGCUCCUCUCCGUCUCCCCUAACCAACAGUACACUGUGCAAGACAACCUGAGCGCCCAGUUCAGCCACAUGAGCCUUGUGCGGCAGCCGUCGGGGGAGGGCCGCGAUGCCCACACUGCCAUGUACCCCUCCUCCGUGGUGCUUCAAGCCCCUCCGCCGCCCCCUCCUCCUCCACAGCAGCAGGCCGGCUAUAUGGUGCCCUCCCCUGGCCAGAGUGUUCCAGCCCCACCCUACUCCACGCCAGGCCCGGCACCCGUGAACCAGCCAGUGAUGCAGCAGCAGGGCUACAUGCAGCAGCCUAUGCAGCAGAUGCCAGCAUGUUACUGCGCACCAGGCCAGUACCCUCUGUCCAGCCAGCAGUAUCGGUCGGUUGGCACGGUGCAGUACAGUAGCCCACAGAGCCAGCCCCUGCCCCCUCCCCCACCUGCUCAACAGCCAGGUUACCAAACUGUGAUGCCAAAUCAACAGCCGAGCUACCAGAGCAUGGUCCAGCAGCCGCAGAGUCAAACCCUGGUGAGCGGCCAACAUAGCAAUAUGGGAAAUCAAAUGCAAGGCAUGAUGGUCCAGUAUCCUUCAAUGCCAUCUUAUCAGGUAUCCAUGCCUCAAGGAUCCCAGGGCGUGCCCCAGCAGACAUAUCAGCAGCCAAUCAUUAUCCCCAACCAGUCCAGCCAUGGGCCCAUGCCUGCGUCCAGCAUUCAGGUCUACUACAGUGUUAUACCACCCAGUCAGCAGAACACCAUGAGCUCCUCUGUGGGAUUCCUCCCCCCUCCAGGCACGGAGCAGAUGUCGUUUCCUCGCACCUCCUCCCCCUGCAACUCCCAACAGAUUCCUACCCAGCAGUGCUCAGGCGUACCUCCCCCACCCCCUGGUGGCGGUAUGGUGAUGAUGCAGCUCACGUUACCUCCAACCCAGCAGCCACGGCCACACUCACCUCCACAGUGGAAACACAACAAGUACCACAGUCUGGACCACCAACGCAGCCAGAAGUCCACAGAGCUCUGCAGCCUGGACACCUCACAGAGCAGUCCCCAGUUGGGCAGCCCAUCCACCUCCCCUGCGCAGUCACCCACACCCUCCCACCUGAAGAACGUCCGUCCUGGCCUCACUUCUGUUCCCAUCAUGCCUCAGUUCUCUAGAUCCUUUGUCCCGGGGCAAGGUGAUGCACGGUACCCCCUCCUUGGUCAGCCUCUCCAGUACAGCCCGCAGGUCCGUCCUCCUUUGCUCCACGCGCCCCCUAUGAUCUCCAAUCACCAGGGCCCAGUGGGGAUACGGCAUGUUGGUCGAGGCAGAAAGCCGCCCAGGAAAGCGCUGUCUACAGAUCUCAGUGUAGGUGAAGCAGUGAGUGGCCGUGUUCUGGAAGUGACGGACCUGCCGGUGGGCAUCAGCCGGGCAGAGGCCGACCUCCUGCUGAGGGAUCUGAGCCGAGCGGGCGCUGUGGUGACCUGGCUGCCGGAGCGCCGGGCCGACGGCGACCGCUCCGAGCCGCUCCCCUCUGACCCCGCCUCCGCCUACACCGUCCUGGCUACUUUCCCCUCCAGGCAGGCGGCGCAGGGGGCCCUCCUCUGCCACAGCUUCGCCCUCGGCCCGGCCCCCUUCAGACUCACCCCCAGCAAGAGACACUGCGAGCAGCCCAGCCUGGAGAGGGCCAGCUCCCAAUGAGAUUCUUCAGUCUAUCUGCCCCCUUCCAAACAAAAUACGCCCAACCCUACUGCGCCCCAACACCAGCACCCCUCCCUCCUCAUCCUCCCUCACCUCUUUUUUUCCAUCAUUUUCCUCUUUCUGCUCCUCUCUGCCAAAAACAGAGCACACGUUUCCUCGCCUCCAGUCCCCAAAUUUGGUCUUUGUCACCUUCUAGGCAUUUUGGGGGGCGAAAGAACAGACAUGAACUUGAAACUAGAGACAUGAAGUUUCACAUACAUAUGCUUUUGGAUAAUUGACUGGAACAUAUCAAAGGGGCAGCCUGUACUGUUUUUUUUUUGUUGUUUUUCCCCUCUUUUUUAAUUUUUAUUUACCUUUUUUGUUUUUCCUUUUUUAUAUUUGUAAAAUCUGGUCUAAAAUUAUAGUCUCAACUUUCUUUCCCUCACCCAUCCAAGGCACACACUUCCUCCCUGUCCAUAGCAGCCAUUUGCCCCCCAGUGUGGUCAAAUCAUGGGGUCAUGGGGUACACAAUGGGUCUCAUGUUGUGCCUUCGAUCAGAGGUUGGCUUCGCUUUUCUCCGAAAAAGAAAAUCGAAGACACCUCAGUGUCUCCUGUAAAAAUGAAGACCCGCGCAUUUUGUUUUGUAAAUAAUUUAUAUAGUAGCUAAAUAAUUCAAUUGAUUCCCUUCCCUCUGUGAAAGUUGGGAACAGGCACAGGUGAGAGCAAGAUUUUCUUUUCUUUUUUUUUGUCGUUUUUAACUUAAGACGUCGCCAAAAAACCCACCUCAUUCACUGCUCCCACCCUUACAUAUUUUAAUACUCCUCAGUUGGAACAAUCCUGUUCACCCUUCUUCCUCCACUUCUCUUCCCUCCUCAUACAUGGAAAACCAUGUCAGAUCUUUUGAUUUUCAAAGUCUUUUAAAAAUAAAAAAAAAAUUAUAUGCCUACUGGGUCACUGGAAAAAACACAGUUUGCACAUUUAUACAAGUCUAUAUAUAUAAAUAUAUUUUUUUUCCUUUUUUUUCUCAAAGAAAAAUGUGUGGAUUCUGAAAGGCUGUUCAAUGUUUACUGGUGCAAGUCAUUUUUAUUUCAGUUUGAAAACCAAUAAAUGUUUACACCAAAUGACGUA
Colossoma macropomum (tambaqui) is the source of this 4820-nucleotide messenger RNA. Its product is annotated as R3H domain-containing protein 1-like. The transcript has 26 exons. Lineage: Eukaryota; Metazoa; Chordata; Actinopteri; Characiformes; Serrasalmidae. The coding region runs from base 444 to 3713 and encodes 1089 amino acids. Gene Ontology annotation, molecular function: nucleic acid binding. The record is from RefSeq and is a predicted model, not a curated record.